AUGGACAGGACCACCCAUGGUGACAGGGUGGUCCACAGUCAGUACGAGAUAUGGAGAAAGUUCUCUGAACACGAGAGAAACCACAGGCACAGAAGAGGCGCAAAGGAGCGCCACAAGAAACUGGCAUGGGAAGUAAAGAAGAGAGUAACUGGAGGUAAUAAGAUGUCAGCAAAUGCCCUUACUUCACCUUUAACGUGGUGGGAACCGAUGCCCAAGCCUUUGGCGCUCGCCUCCACCGAUUUCCCUUUCGAUAUAUCCAAACACCUGGACUUUGACACCCGGAGCACGGCCCCAGAUAACCCGUGGGACGCAACGCCUAUGACCCCACCAUACCCUGAAGAUGAGGAAAACGAAUAUUUCCCUAACCCCUUCUACCCGGUCACGAGCGAGACUUACACAGCCUACGCCAUCACGUGUUUCUCUGCACUCAUUUUUGUGAUAGGGAUCAUUGGAAAUGUUGCAGUCAUGUGCAUUGUGUGCCAUAACUAUUACAUGAGGAGCAUCUCCAACGCCCUUUUAGCUAACCUGGCUGUUUGGGAUCUGGCCGUGUUGUUGCUGUGCAUGCCCCUUGUGGUGUUCCACGAGCUGACUAAAACCUAUCUACUGGGCCACUUCACCUGUAAAGUUAUCCCCUACAUUGAGGUAGCCUCACUUGGUGUGACCACCUUCACCAUUUGUGCCCUGUGCAUCGAUCGAUUCCGUGCCGCCACCAAUGUGCAAAUGUAUUAUGAGACAAUUGAGACUUGCGCAUCUGCUGCUGCUAAGCUUGCCGUGAUCUGGGUCGGUGCAUUACUUUUGGCGUUGCCCGAACUCCUGAUCCGGCAGCUGCUGAAGGAUUCAGACACAGAGGAAACAGAGCGGUGUCUGGAACGCAUCUCCAUAUCACUGCCUGAGACUCUUUAUGCACUGGGCCUGGCGUAUGAGAGUGCUAGGCUCUGGUGGUGCUUUGGGUGCUAUUUCUGCCUGCCUGCUCUGUUUACCAUUGGCAGCUCAUUAGCAACAGCACGCCGCAUGCGCCGGGCCGAACGUGGAUGCCCACGUGCCAACAAGAAGCAGAUGCGCCUGGAGAGCCGCAUGAACUGUGUUGUGGUGGCACUGGCUGUGGUCUACGCUGCCUGCGCAGUGCCCGACAAUGUCGCAAACAUGGUGGCAGCCUACAUAGGGCACCUGGACAUGGUGGGUGUACUGCGCACACUUGGUCAGCUCUUACUCUUUCUUCGCACUGCGAUAACACCCGUGUUGCUGCUUUGCCUAUGCCCACCGUUUGGUCAUGCUUUCCUAGAGUGCUGUUGCUGUUGCACAACUAUGUGUGGUGCGGCGGCCUCCUCAGCAGUGGGCAGUGACGAUAACGAGCAUGAAUGUACCACCGAGCUGGAGCUGUCUCCAUUUAGCACCAUCCGUAGGGAGAUGUCCAACUACACUGCGACAGGGUCCCACUCCUGAGCCACUGGUGCCAGUGUACAGUAUGUGUCAGUGCCAACAAUACUACACAGUGUACUGCAGAAACACAUACUUUCUCACUUCUGUAAAUACUCUGACCACUGUCUUUUUUUGUAUUAUUAUUUGUAUUAGUAUAUGUUUUUAAAAACUAGUGACUCUUUACAUAUUUUUUGCACUGCCAACUGCUUUAGCUUUGUUUAUAUGUCUCUGCAUCUUACUGCUAGUAAUAUUCCUAUGAUAUCUGUAUAUGGCAAUAUGUUCCAUGCCUUGACCUUUCUUUUAAUGAAGGUGAUUGUGUAAAUCUGUCUUGAAUUGCGUGAAGCAGUACACUUGAACACCUGAAGAAAAUCCCUAGUGUGUGUGUGUGUAUGAUAGCAGAAAAGAAAAGUAGAUAUCAACACUAUGCUCAGUGUGCUUAAUGGUUUCUAAGUCCAUUUUUAUAUAACCAAAAAUUCUCUUUAAUAAACUCAAGUGUUUGCUGGGAAGUGGCAUAUCGUUUGAAAUUCUUUGCUGGAAAUUGGUAUAUUAAAAUGCAAACAUGGCCUCUUUUUUUUCAUUCAGUACAUUGUUUGUCAGCAAAAUAGAUGUUACAAGUGGUCUGUCUAGUGAUUUAUUUUCCCCACAACAUGCUAUUGAACGAAAAGAAGAAGAAAAAAAAACCUUACGAAGAUAUUAACCAUGCUUUGUUGUCUUUGUUGUCUUUAUGUUACAAAACACAGAUACCACAGAUCUGUCACUGCUGUUCAUGUGUUUAUCUGUAUAAUCGUAUUAGCUGUCAGACUGAACAGAUCC
Messenger RNA from Ictalurus furcatus (blue catfish), 2232 nucleotides. It is a transcript of the gene gpr37b, whose product is annotated as G protein-coupled receptor 37b. The coding region runs from base 1 to 1443 and encodes 480 amino acids. Gene Ontology annotation, biological process: adenylate cyclase-inhibiting G protein-coupled receptor signaling pathway; positive regulation of MAPK cascade. Gene Ontology annotation, molecular function: G protein-coupled peptide receptor activity; prosaposin receptor activity. The transcript is spliced from 2 exons. Gene Ontology annotation, cellular component: signaling receptor complex; plasma membrane. The record is from RefSeq and is a predicted model, not a curated record. NCBI's taxonomy places the organism in Eukaryota, Metazoa, Chordata, Actinopteri, Siluriformes, Ictaluridae.